Messenger RNA from Lactuca virosa, 453 nucleotides. Lineage: Eukaryota; Viridiplantae; Streptophyta; Magnoliopsida; Asterales; Asteraceae. The record is from the annotation of a GenBank genome assembly.
UCACGCUCCCAUUUGCCCAUUUUUCCCAACUGCAGCAGUAAGCAGUUGCCUUCGCUUCGAAUCUUCCGGAACGGUAACAUUUACAGGCACCGGAUCGAUCCACCACCACUCCUCCGCUGAUUCCCACCGUCCUCCGAUCCUCCGCCUAAUAAUUCAGAAGUAGGGUUCUUCUCAUAUAUGGAAAUCUCCAAUGGUUAUCUGAACAAAUCUCAUCAUAACGCCUCUUUUGCUGCUUCUUCUCAGCGUGACGUCACUUACAGAUGCGGGUCUUGCGGAUACGACUUGAACCUAAGCUCAUCCGCACGCAAUACGGCAACAAUCGGUUCGAAAUACGCAGAUGGAUCAGAUUCGGCCUCCGGGAGUGAAGUUUCUUCAUACAGAAAAUAUGAUGUUAGAAUCCGAGCUGUGCAACCGUCUUCAUCAAUGGAAGCUGGUCUUUCGCUUGUCAUGUGA